GGGUAGUGAUGAAGGCCGAUGCCCAGGAGGAGGGGUCUCCAGCAGAGCCACACAGGGGAGGGCCCUGGGGCUGGCUUCAAGGAAGCAGAAAUCCGAGCAGUUGCACAAUCAUGAGGGACAGAUGGAAGGUCCAGUUUGGGCUUCAGGGAGGACUGCAGUGGGACACAGGGUCACAGAGCUGGCCGUCUUCACCCAGUUGAGGGGCUGACAUCUAUAGGAUAUGGCUGCUAAUGGUAGCAGAUAGUCCAUUACCACACAUAAGCCCUCACUGCUGUGAUUAGCUCAGGCAAGAGAACAUGGCUCAGAGAGGUUAAGUGACUUCUUCAAGAUCACGCAGCUAGUGAGUGGCAGAGUGGGACUUGAACACCCGUCUGUCUGAUUCAGAUCUGUGUGCUGGACACCAGACUGGCAUUUUCAGUGCACCUUGCUAGGCAGAGCCCCGGGGGCUGGGUUGUAGAAGGCUGGAAUGGCAGGCCCGCCCUUGGCUCCCCUGGUUCAGAAGUUGUCAGGGAAGUGAUGGAGGUGGAGGCCCUGGCGGAGCUGAGCCCGCUGGGCCGCGGCGGGGAGAGCUCUGUCAGAGGCGGAUUCUUAUUACUCUCAGCAGCCUGGCUCUUGGCUCUAAUCCAAAAUGACCGUGGGUAGCAGGGGCUCCUUUCUUACCUGGGGUGUUGUUCAAUGGUAGAACGGAGGGUGACAAGCCGCUGUCCUGGCUCCUGUCCCAGCCCUGUCCCUCUAGGGUGCUCAGCUAACCGCUGUCUCUUUCUCUGUGUCUGUCUGUGUCUGUCUGUCUGUACCUCUCUUUAUGGAGGGAGGUGUCCCCCUCUUCUUUUUCCUUCUUUGGAUGUGUCCUCUGACCCUCACGCCCUGUCUGUCUGUCCAUCUGCCUCUCUCUCUGCCUGUCCUGGUCUCUCCGCAGGACCCUCUGGUGGACAUGGGUGGGGCCCUGGGGCCAGCCCUGCUGCUCACCUCGCUCCUUGGUGCCUGGGCAGGGUCCAGCUGGGGGCAGAGCCAGCGGGCCAUGACAGUGGCCGUGGUGUUUGGCAGCUCAGAGCCGCCGCAGGCCCAGGCCCGUGCCCGCCUCACCCCCCAGAGCUUCUUGGACCUGCCUCUGGAGAUCCAGCCGCUCACCGUGGGGGUCAACAACACCAACCCCAGCAGCCUUCUCACCCAGAUCUGUGGGCUCCUGGGUGCCGCCCGUGUCCACGGCAUCGUCUUUGAGGACAAUGUGGGCACCGAGGCAGUGGCCCAGCUCCUGGACUUCGUCUCCUCCCAGACUCACGUGCCCAUCCUCAGCAUCAGCGGGGGCUCCACUGUGGUCCUCACCCCCAAGGAGCCGGGCUCCGCCUUCCUGCAGCUGGGUGUGUCUCUGGAGCAGCAGCUGCAGGUGCUGUUCAAGGUGCUGGAAGAGUACGACUGGAGCGCGUUCGCCGUCAUCACCAGCCUGCACCCGGGCCAUGCGCUCUUCCUCGAGGGCGUACGCGCCGUCGCCGACGCCAGCUACCUGAGCUGGCGCCUGCUGGAGGUGCUCACGCUGGAGCUGGGCCCGGGCGGGCCGCGCGCGCGCACCCAGCGCCUGCUGCGCCAGAUCGACGCGCCGGUGCUGGUGGCCUACUGUUCGCGCGAGGAGGCAGAGGUGCUCUUCGCCGAGGCGGCGCAGGCCGGCCUGGUGGGGCCCGGCCACGUGUGGCUGGUGCCCAACCUGGCACUGGGCAGCACCGACGCGCCCCCUGCCGCCUUCCCUGUGGGCCUCAUCAGCGUUGUCACCGAGAGCUGGCGCCUCAGCUUGCGCCAGAAGGUACGCGACGGUGUGGCCAUCCUGGCCCUGGGUGCCCACGGCUACUUGCGUCAGCACGGCUCCCUGCCCGCACCCGCUGGGGACUGCCGCAGCCACCCUGGACCUGUCAGCCCUGCCCGGGAAGCCUUCUACAGGCACUUACUGAAUGUCACCUGGGAGGGUCGAGACUUCUCCUUCAGCCCUGGUGGGUACCUGGUCCAGCCCACCAUGGUUGUGAUUGCCCUGAACCGGCACCGCCUCUGGGAGAUGGUGGGGCGUUGGGAUCAUGGCGUCCUCUACAUGAAGUACCCAGUAUGGCCUCGCUAUAGCACCUCCCUGCAGCCUGUGGUGGACAGCCGGCACCUGACGGUGGCCACGCUGGAAGAGCGGCCCUUCGUCAUCGUGGAGAGCCCUGACCCUGGCACGGGAGGCUGUGUACCCAACACUGUCCCCUGCCGCAGGCAAAGCAACCACACCUUCAGUAGCGGCGAUGCAGCUCCCUACACCAAGCUCUGCUGCAAGGGCUUCUGCAUCGACAUCCUCAAGAAGCUGGCCAAGGUGGUCAAGUUCUCCUACGACCUGUACCUGGUGACCAAUGGCAAGCAUGGCAAGAGGGUGCGCGGCGUGUGGAACGGCAUGAUCGGGGAGGUGUACUACAAGCGAGCAGACAUGGCGAUCGGCUCCCUCACCAUCAACGAGGAGCGCUCGGAGAUCGUGGACUUCUCCGUGCCCUUCGUGGAGACGGGCAUCAGCGUGAUGGUGGCUCGCAGCAACGGCACCGUCUCCCCCUCGGCCUUCCUGGAGCCCUACAGCCCCGCAGUGUGGGUGAUGAUGUUUGUCAUGUGUCUCACCGUGGUGGCCAUAACUGUCUUCAUGUUCGAGUACUUCAGCCCUGUCAGCUACAACCAGAACCUCACCAAGGGCAAGAAGCCCGGGGGCCCGUCCUUCACCAUUGGCAAGUCCGUGUGGCUGCUGUGGGCACUGGUCUUCAACAACUCGGUGCCCAUCGAGAACCCACGGGGCACCACCAGCAAGAUCAUGGUCCUGGUGUGGGCCUUCUUUGCCGUCAUCUUCCUUGCCAGCUACACGGCAAACCUGGCUGCCUUCAUGAUCCAGGAGCAGUACAUCGAUACUGUGUCAGGCCUCAGUGACAAGAAGUUUCAGCGGCCUCAGGAUCAGUACCCACCCUUCCGCUUUGGCACAGUGCCCAACGGCAGCACAGAGCGGAACAUCCGCAGCAACUACCGGGACAUGCACACCCACAUGGUCAAGUUCAACCAGCGCUCAGUGGAGGAUGCGCUCACCAGCCUCAAGAUGGGGAAGCUGGAUGCCUUCAUCUAUGAUGCUGCUGUCCUCAACUACAUGGCGGGCAAGGACGAAGGCUGCAAGCUGGUCACCAUUGGAUCUGGCAAAGUCUUUGCCACCACUGGCUAUGGUAUCGCCAUGCAGAAGGACUCCCACUGGAAGCGGGCCAUAGACCUGGCACUCCUACAGUUCCUGGGGGAUGGAGAGACACAGAAACUGGAGACGGUAUGGCUCUCGGGGAUCUGCCAUAAUGAGAAGAAUGAGGUGAUGAGCAGCAAGCUGGACAUUGACAAUAUGGCUGGGGUCUUCUACAUGCUGCUGGUGGCCAUGGGGCUGGCCCUACUGGUCUUCGCCUGGGAGCACCUGGUCUACUGGAAGUUGCGUCACUCAGUGCCCAACACAUCCCAACUGGACUUCCUGCUGGCUUUCAGCAGGGGCAUCUACAGCUGCUUCAGCGGGGUGCAGAGCCUGGCCAGCCCCGCGCGGCCGCCCAGCCCAGACCUCACCGCCGACUCGGCCCAGGCCAGCGUGCUCAAGAUGCUGCAGGCGGCGCGCGACAUGGUGACCACGGCGGGCGUGAGCAGCUCCCUGGACCGCGCCACGCGCACCAUCGAGAGCUGGGGCAGCAGCCGCCGCGCGGCCCCGCCCGCCUGCCCCGGUCCCGGCCCGCGACCGCAGGCCCCCUGCCCAGCCCCGGAGCAGAACCCCAGGGGCUGGGGGCCGCCGGGCGGGGGCCGCGCCGCGCUGGUCCGCAGGGCCCCGCAACCCUCCGGCCGCCCGCCGACGCCCCGGCCGCCCCUGCCCGACAUCUCCCGGGCGUCUGCCUGGGAGGCGAGGUGGCGGGUCUCCGCCGGGAACCGCGGGCGGCACCUCUCGGCCUCCGAGAGGCGCGCACUCCCAGAGCGCCCCCUGUCCCCUGCGCACUGCCACUACAGCUCCUUCCCUCGAGGCGACCGGUCGGGACGCCCCUUCCUCCCUCUCUUCCCAGAGCCCCCGGAGCCCGACGACCUGCCGCUGCUGGGGCCAGAGCAGCUGGCCCAGCGGGAAGCCCUGCUGCGCGCCGCCUGGGCCCGGAGCCCGCGCCCGCGCCACGCUUCUCUGCCCAGCUCGGUGGCCGAGGCCUUCACUCGGCCCGGCUUGCUGCCUGCCAGGUACACUGGCCAUGCUUGCUCCUGUCCCAACAGCCGGCCGGCCUGCAGGCGCUUGGCGCUGGCGCAGUCGAUGCGGCUGCCCUUCUACCCAGAGGCCUGCAGGGAGGGCGUGCCAGCAGGGGUCCUCGCCUGGCAGCCCAGACAGCACGUCUGCCUGCACGCCCAUGCCCACCUGCCGUUUUGCUGGGGGGCUGUCUGCCCUCACCUUCCACCCUGUGCCAGUCAUGGCCCAUGGCUCCCUGGGACCUGGGGGCCUCCAGUGCAUAGGGACAGGACCCUGGGACUGAGUACAGGCUACAGAGACUGUGGGGUGCUGGAAGAGGUCAGCAGCGGAGCCUGUGGGACCAAAGGUUUGCGGGGACCCUGCACCUGGAGGCGGGUCUCCAGCCUGGAGUCGGAAGUGUGAGGUGUGGGCAGUUUUGGCUCCUGUUGGGCUGGAUUCUCUGCAUGGCACUGCCAGGGAUAGGGGACAGGCAACCUUGGGCUUUCCUGGCUUCUGCAACGAUAUUCUGGUCAUAGGACCCCAGUGGCAGACGAUUCUUCCAUGGCCAGUUCAGUGACCUCGGCAGGCUUUGGCUGUGCCCUCAUCAUGCGAAACCCUGUCCAUCCAGCAUGAGUCACAGGGAACAGAGGGGUAGGACCCCUGAGGAUGUCUCUGCCCUGGUGUUAGUCGGCCCUGGUCAUGGCUGCUGUGGACUUGGUGUGAGGGCACGGAGGCUGGACCUAGUGGGUGGGGCAGGGUUAUCCUGCCCCGUGCUCCACCUGACUGGAGUCUCUGAGCACGGGGACAUUAAACCAACCUUUUACAACUCGCUGCGCCUGGCUGCUCAAUCUGCAA
Sciurus carolinensis (gray squirrel) is the source of this 5068-nucleotide messenger RNA. RefSeq names its product glutamate ionotropic receptor NMDA type subunit 2C (gene Grin2c). The record is from RefSeq and is a predicted model, not a curated record. Gene Ontology annotation, molecular function: NMDA glutamate receptor activity; transmitter-gated monoatomic ion channel activity involved in regulation of postsynaptic membrane potential. Gene Ontology annotation, biological process: monoatomic ion transport; long-term synaptic potentiation; synaptic transmission, glutamatergic. Gene Ontology annotation, cellular component: postsynaptic density membrane; plasma membrane; NMDA selective glutamate receptor complex. NCBI's taxonomy places the organism in Eukaryota, Metazoa, Chordata, Mammalia, Rodentia, Sciuridae. The transcript is spliced from 12 exons. Bases 803 to 4636 code for a protein of 1277 amino acids.